UAUAUUAUCUAGCUACGUCACUUCUAGAUCUCAAUCUUUUCCCCCUCUUGGCUCUACCUCUGUAUCCUAAGAGUACGGUCAAUCAGUUUCUUCUUGCUAAUUCCAACAUCUUUAUCAAAAUGUCGGACGCCGGUGGAAAUGACGAAUCGCAAUCCAAGCCACAUCUGGAGGCACAGAUGAGAGAACGCAUAUCACGCCCUGGAAACUCUUCAGACCACCACGAUUCUCCGCCUUCCCCACUCAUCAAUGCCGACCGACGGCCUAUGUCUAGCGAUGGAGAGGAUGACAACAACUAUUUUAGUGGCCCUCGCGAUCUUCAAAAGCACUCCAAAUGGCCCCUGAUGCUACAGCUGCACGGCUCCAUCAUGCCGUCACUCAUCCUUCCGCUCUUGCUUGUGGCAUGCUGGGCAACUGCCAUUACCGUCAUCUCCAAAAAGGUCCAUGACCUAAGUGUCAAUUCUGUUCUGCUCACUAUUCUCGGUUUCGUUGUUGGUCUGAGCCUUUCAUUCCGAUCGUCUACAGCCUAUGAACGCUAUGCUGAGGGUCGUCGAUACUGGGGAACGCUGGCUACUGCUUCCCAGACUCUUGGCCGUGUUAUCUGGAUUCAUGCUGAUGAUGUCGGUGCUGGCGGCCAAGACCCCCGCGAACUUCUGAUUAAGAAGCUUGGGGCCUUGAAACUUAUUGCCGGCUACGCUGUUGCUCUCAAACACACCCUCCGCUUCGAACACUGCGCUAGUCAACCUGACAUGCAACCCUAUAUCGCACACCUCAAUACGUUCGCUGGCAGGACAACUGCGCCGACGAAGCGGGUCACCAACUUUAGCAAGAUUGCCGGCGAGUAUCUUGGGCUCUCCUUUGCUCAAAGUGAUCCCCGAAAGCAUCUCAAGAGAGCCAGUGAGCAUCAAGGAAACCUUCCUCUCGAGAUCUUGAAUCACCUCGCGAUAACUCUCGACUGUAUUAUCGCCAAUAAACAGCUACCAGUCUCAAUCCACCAGACUAUCGCUUACAAUCACAUCACCACUCUUAACGAUGUUGCAGUUGGAUGCGAUCGUGUCCUUAACACCCCUUUACCUGUCGCAUAUACUAUUGCUAUCAGUCAGAUUACCUUUGUAUAUGUUAUGCUCUUGCCAUUCCAGUUGACUGGCCCUCUUGGCUGGAUUGCUAUUCCGGCUACGAUCACGGCGGCUUAUAUCAUCUUCGGCUUGUUAUUUAUUGGCCAAGAAAUCGAAAAUCCUUUUGGCCGCGAUGUUAAUGAUCUGCCUCUUGAUGUCUUUUGCGAGCAGAUCAUAAACGACUUAGACAUCACUGCCUCCUUUGACCGGCGCGAGUCUGACCGCUUUUUACUCGGAGCAGCGCCAUUACACCCUGUCAGCUGUGCCGUGGGCCAUACGUGGAUGGAUCAUAGCGAGGAAAAGCUCAGAGAGUCAAUCAGAAACAAGCCUCAUGUUCUGUUUAAUCGGCGGCGCCAGGGUGUUGCUAGGUCAUCUGCUCGAGAUAACGAGACUAAGGAAGUGGACAGAGAAGUGGUUUAAUGUGGUAGAGUGUGCUAAGGUUGGUGGGAGUUCUUCGAGAUAGGCAAAAUGAGAUAUUAUGUACAAUCUGCUAGAUAAAUCUUUCUAUUCCACGGAGUCUUUGGGAAGUCAUUCUAAAAUAAAUGUCUCACGGGCAUUGAAUAAACCUUUCAUUUUCUAGAGAUGGUAGGGAGUCAAUAGCAUGUGAGAGGCGCCGUCACAGUUGUUAUCUGUGGAAGGUCGUUUAUCUGGCGUUGCCAUCAGGUUGCACGGUCGCAGAAGUCUCCGUGUUGGGUCGUGGGUAAGCUUAGGGGAAAGUUUUCAUCUUGGGAUUCUACGUGACGCUGUUUCAACUCUGGGAGUAUUAUGGUAGCUGUAAGAAUAGACUUCUGAUUGUCGGUGGUGGAUUCGAAG
Messenger RNA from Fusarium redolens, 1925 nucleotides. RefSeq names its product Bestrophin, RFP-TM, chloride channel-domain-containing protein. The record is from RefSeq and is a predicted model, not a curated record. NCBI's taxonomy places the organism in Eukaryota, Fungi, Ascomycota, Sordariomycetes, Hypocreales, Nectriaceae. The transcript has a single exon. Gene Ontology annotation, molecular function: chloride channel activity. Bases 120 to 1532 code for a protein of 470 amino acids.